Molecule: messenger RNA, 801 nt
Organism: Arabis nemorensis
Lineage: Eukaryota; Viridiplantae; Streptophyta; Magnoliopsida; Brassicales; Brassicaceae
Source: the annotation of a GenBank genome assembly
AUGGCUGCUCAUGGAGACGGAUUCUCAGAAGUUUCAAUGGAAGAUUUGAUGGGUCAGGUAGAGAAUCGGCAGAUUUCGACCAUCGUCUUCAUCAUCGCUAUGCAAAAGGAAGCUCAGCCUCUGAUCAACAGACUCCGCCUCGUUAAAGACGUUAAUUCGCCGUUUCCAAAAGAAGUGACUUGGGUUCUGUUUAAUGGAAUGUAUAAAGACUUGAACAUCAGUAUAGUGUGUCCAGGAAAAGAUUCAACUCUUGGGGUUGAUAGCGUAGGCACGGUUCCUGCAUCGCUCGUGACUUAUGCUUCCAUUCAAGCGAUGAAGCCCGACUUAAUCAUUAAUGCGGGAACCGCUGGUGGGUUUAAGGCCAAAGGAGCAAGUAUCGCCGAUGUUUAUAUUGUCUCCAGUGCUGCUUUCCAUGACAGAAGAAUACCUGUUCCUGGCCUUGAUCUAUAUGGUGUUGGUAUGCGGAAAGCCUUCCCUACACCCAAUCUUAUAAAGGAGCUGAACUUAAAGGUAGGAAGAUUAUCCACUGGCGAUUCUAUGGAUAUGCCUCCACAUGACAAAGAUUCCAUCACUGCAAAUGAUGCUACAGUUAAAGACAUGGAGGGAGCAGCAGUUGUCUAUGUGGCUGAUAUUUUUAAGGUUCCUACGAUUUUGUUAAAAGGAGUGACUGAUAUAGUUGAUGGAAAUAGACCAACUUCAGAAGAAUUUUUGGAGAACUUAGCUGCAGUCACUGCCAAACUUGAUGAGUCAGUUACCAAAGUGAUUGACUUCAUCAAUGGGAAAUGUCUCUCAGACCUCUGA